Polypterus senegalus (gray bichir) is the source of this 1357-nucleotide messenger RNA. RefSeq names its product chromobox protein homolog 3-like. The record is from RefSeq and is a predicted model, not a curated record. Gene Ontology annotation, cellular component: pericentric heterochromatin; nucleus. Bases 270 to 836 code for a protein of 188 amino acids. Gene Ontology annotation, biological process: negative regulation of transcription by RNA polymerase II; chromatin organization. NCBI's taxonomy places the organism in Eukaryota, Metazoa, Chordata, Cladistia, Polypteriformes, Polypteridae. The transcript is spliced from 5 exons. Gene Ontology annotation, molecular function: chromatin binding.
CAUAUUUCUGUUUUCGUUAAUCGUUGUAUUGUUUAAAAAUCAAUGUUUGCGAUUUACUUGUGUUACCGAGUUGUCUGUUUUAGUGUCGUAGGAGGUUUCUGUGUGGUACACCGUGGUAUUCAUCGCGCGACGUGCGUCUGUUUACUAAGAGGCUCACAUUACUCUUCCGCAUGCCUACGCCAAAGCAAAUGACGUAACGCAACCGGUGUUUGUGACUCAAGGGUCCGCCGUCCCACGCGCUCUGCUUGUCGACCGAACGUACGGACACAAUGAGGAAGAAGCAGAAUGUUCGAAACAGAAAAACAGAAGAAGCAACUGUAGUACAAGAAUUUGUUGUUGAGAAAAUUAUUGACAGACGUGUUGUGGAUGGAAAAGUAGAGUACUUUUUGAAAUGGAAGGGUUUUACAGAUGCUGAUAACACCUGGGAGCCAGAGGAAAACUUGGACUGUCCAGAGUUAAUUGAAGAAUUUCUAAAUGCUCCAUACUUGAUAGAGGAAAAAGAAGAUGCAACAACUCCUCCGGAGUCUACAGUUGUACCUGAUGCAGAAUCAGGGAACUUGGAUCUCGAUGAGGAACAGGUAUCUGAACUUCAGGAGACUGAAGAGCAAUAUGAGGAAGAAAAACCAAGAGGUUUUGCUUGUGGCUUUCAACCAGAGCGUAUUAUUGGAUCAACUGAUAAAAAAGGGGAGUUAAUGUUUUUAAUAAAAUGGAAAGACUCUGAUGAGGUAGAUUUAGUGCCAGCUAGAGAAGCAAGCAUGAAGUGCCCUGAAGUUGUUAUUGCUUUUUAUGAGGAAAAACUCACAUGGCAUUCAUGUUCAGAAGAGGAUCUACCAUAACAAAACCUGUAUAUUUGUCCAUGCUGCUCACCUCAGAAGAGAAUGUGACUUCAACUAAACAAGCUUAUUGCACGCCUGUUUUUUUUUCUAACUUGAUGCAGCAUAACAUCUUGGAUUAAAAAUUGAAAUAUUAAACAAUAAUUUAUUCAUUUAAUACACUACAAGUCACUGAGUUAUUUGUUGAUUCUUUCUUGGUUUGUUUUUGCAUGUAACAAUAACUUUUGUUAAUGAUAACAGUAUAUUUUUUUGGUCCUUGAAAAAACUUUGUGUCACUUAUGGUUGUUUUUAUAUUGCUUUAAAAAUACUGUAUAUCUUGACAUAUCUUGAUAGAACAUGCUUAUCUGUGUUUCUAUCUUCCUAUUUAAGGUACUUUCCUUGUCUCAUACUUAUCAAAACACAGAUCUGAUGUAAUUGCAAAAUUGUUCUUUUUAUUCAGUUUACAUUACUUCUGUGAGCAAUAUUGUUCUGAUUAUGUGCCCUGUGCAUUUUUUUUUAUUAAAUUUGAGUCUGAAAUUUUUUAA